GCUGCUGGCAUUCCGUUCGCUUGCCGCUUGCUUCGUAAACAAACCGUGCGCUGCCCACCGUAGUGACUGAAAUUUUGUAAUAUUUGGUGCAAAGAAGAAGGUGCAAGAAAUGCGACGACGGGCCGGCGUUGGUGCGAUCCAGAAGCAGCGCCUCGAGGCGGAGAAGUACAAGGACAAGGGUACCGAGCUGCAGGAGUCCCAGUUCGAGCAGAUGGUGAAGCAGAUGGAAGCGCUGAAGGAGAACCUGGAAGAGUUCGCGUCCAAGCACCGGAGCGAGAUCAAGAAGAACCCCCAGUUCCGGCGCCAGUUCCAGGAGAUGUGUGCCGCGAUCGGGGUGGAUCCGCUCGCGUCGGCCAAAGGCUUCUGGAGCGUGCUCGGGAUGGGCGAUUUCUUCUACGAGCUGAGCGUACAGGUGGUGGAGGUCUGUCUGGCCCACAACCACAUAACAGGUGGCCUGAUGGAUCUGGACGAGCUGCGCAAUCGGCUGGUGGCGGCCCGCGGCAAGAGCCAAACUCACCAGGAAAUCACGACCGAAGACAUUCUGAUGGCGACGAAGAAGCUGAAAAUAUUCGGCAACGGCUUCACCGUGUACUCGGUCGGGAAGAACCGGCACAUGGUGCAGUCCAUCCCGGGCGAGCUCAGCCUACAGGAGACGACGGUGCUGAGUGCGGCCACGAACCAGGGGCAAGGGUUCGUGACGGUCGCCUCGCUCAUGAGCGAUCUUGGAUGGACGCAGGCGCGUGCGGAACAGGCGGUGGAGAAAAUGCUCGGUGAAGGGAUGGCAUGGAUCGAUACGCAAGGGGAGGAGAAGUCGUACUGGUUCCCGAGUCUGUUCCCGGGACGCCUAACGGCCAAAGUUUGAGGCGGUAGGAGCCGUAAUGUCUAUACGCAAAAGGGUGAUUAAUUUUUGUAUAGGUUAAUUCAAAACUAGGUGCCGGUGCGUUGCCAUCAGUAACCAUAAUAGAUUAUAUUGAUCAAACCUAGGGCUACAAUUUAUGCUUUAUUGCAGUAUUUGUCAGAGAUUCUCCUACUUGAAGCAGAUACCACACUAACGGAAAGCGUUGGAAGCUAACCGAAACUACUGCUAGCUUGUCCAUGCCUUCUACUCUUUGUCAUGUUGCAGAGCCAAAUCUAUUCUGAAGCUGAAAUCGGUUCCGAAUUCAUUGUAGGACUGACCUUCAUCGAGUGUCUGAGCCUUAAUUCAUCUCCAGCUUUGUUUCUGAUACUCAAAGUGAUACAGGGUAGUAGUCAAAGUAUUAAUGAGCGAAAUAAGAAAGCUGAUUUUGUUUGAAUGCAAUACGAUGAUGAAAUACAAUCUUAAUGCUAUUAAUGUUUCAAUACAGAGCAUUCAAAAUCUGA
Anopheles arabiensis is the source of this 1359-nucleotide messenger RNA. RefSeq names its product vacuolar-sorting protein SNF8 (gene lsn). The transcript is spliced from 3 exons. Bases 110 to 862 code for a protein of 250 amino acids. Gene Ontology annotation, cellular component: ESCRT II complex. The record is from RefSeq and is a predicted model, not a curated record. Gene Ontology annotation, biological process: protein transport to vacuole involved in ubiquitin-dependent protein catabolic process via the multivesicular body sorting pathway. Lineage: Eukaryota; Metazoa; Arthropoda; Insecta; Diptera; Culicidae.